AUGGGUCUGUUCCAUUCUUAUUUACCUUGGGGUGCUGUUCUGGUGAUUGAAGGCGCUUACCUGAGGAACGCGACACAUGGCGUUUGUUGCAGCGGGUGGCAGGCGGUGGUGACAGGGGCUGGAAGUGCCCUGCAACCAGGCGCGUACGGUCGCGCCCUGCACGCAGGCGUGUUGACUGGUGGCCUGCCCGAGGCGCCUUGGAGUUUUAAUAUGGCAAGUUCGUCAUCAUCUAAUCAUUAUGAUGUGGCAUUUGGACCAUUAGAGGAUGAUUUAUUGUGGAUGCAAAAAAGCCAUAUAUCACAACAUAUUUGGAAUGGUGCUAAUCAAAGGACGUUAAAAAUUCGACGAGCCACACCACUGUAUAAUCAUAGAGAAGCACCACCCGAGGAAAUUAUUCCUUUAUUACAAGUUUCAGGUUUGUACCCGAUAGCAGUUGAAGAUGUUUCUGUGCUACUUGGUAUUUCUGUGGAUGGAAGACCUUUAACUGGCAAUACAAAUAUUGACUGGUUUGAGUUGUGCCAUGAAUUAUUGGGUGUCAUGCCUGACGAUGAUGCAGUUGACGGGAACUCACUUUUAUUGAGUUGGCUGACUUCUCAAUUUGCAAAUAUUAAUGAUUUUAUAGGCAACCAACAAGGGCUUGAAAGAUUUGCUCGAGCUUGGAUCUUAAGAUUCAUAGAAGGCGUGAUGUUUGUUGACAAAAGCAGCAAAAGGGUGCCAAUGAGAUAUUUGCAAUUUUUGAGAGACCUUAGAGAGUGCAGCACUUAUGCAUGA
This is a messenger RNA of Glycine soja, 771 nucleotides long. Its product is annotated as protein MAIN-LIKE 2-like. Lineage: Eukaryota; Viridiplantae; Streptophyta; Magnoliopsida; Fabales; Fabaceae. The coding region runs from base 1 to 771 and encodes 256 amino acids. The transcript has 3 exons. The record is from RefSeq and is a predicted model, not a curated record.